Rotaria sp. Silwood2 is the source of this 384-nucleotide messenger RNA. The record is from the annotation of a GenBank genome assembly. NCBI's taxonomy places the organism in Eukaryota, Metazoa, Rotifera, Eurotatoria, Philodinida, Philodinidae.
AUGAAUACGAUAACUAUUGUGGCUGGGCAAACAGAUGUGACAGGAUCGACGAGCAAAUAUCUUCGUGCUCCUAACGGUACUUAUGCCGAUCGAAUCAGUGCUGCAUUGUAUGUUGCUGACACGCAAAAUAAUAGAAUUCAGAAGUGGUCAAGCAGUGCGCAAGACGGUAUCACGGUAGCUGGAUCUAGCACGUCUGCACCAGAUGCUGACGCUGAAUCCUUAACAGCUCCCUAUGGCAUUUUUGUCGAUGAACAAACAGAGGUUUUGUAUGUGGCUGAUACAGCAAACAACAGAGUACAACGUUGGAUCCCAAAUGCACUUCAGGGUGAUACUAUUGUCGGAGGCCAAGGUAUGAACAUAGUUUUCGCCACGUCACUCCAAUGA